CAAUAAGAAAAAGUAAAGGGACACGUCGCAUAAAGUGGAUAUAAUAUUUUUUCCAAAAUGAAGUUUUCUCUAAUUUUAGGGCUAGCUAUCUGUAUAAAUAUAGCAAUAGCUGAUCAAGAAACUUUAGUCUUGGUUGAUAACCUUAAUAUAAGAGAAACUCACUCACAAUUCUUUAAAUCGUUGCAAGACCGUGGUUACGUUCUUACAUUCAAGUUGGCCGACGACGGCAAUCUACUUCUCUCCAAGUAUGGCGAAUAUUUGUACAAAAAUCUUAUAAUAUUCUCACCUUCUGUGGUGGAAUUCGGAGGUCAAAUCGACACAGAAGCUAUCACCAAAUUUAUAGAUGAUGGUGGUAAUGUUUUGGUGGCGGGCAACGCCGCUGCCGGCGAUGUGUACAGAGAAAUUGCUACUGAAUGUGGAUUUGAGAUGGAUGAGGAAUCUGCAGCGGUAAUAGAUCAUUUCAACUAUGACAUGUUAGAUGAUGGAGAUCAUACCAGAAUAGUGGUGUCACCAAAGAAUCUUAUAUCAGCACCUACUAUUGUAGGCGAGCACAACACCCAGCCGCUGCUGUUUGAGGGAACAGGAUUGAUUCUGGAUAAAGACAAUAGCUUAGUGUUGCCAAUACUAACUGCUGAUAGCACUGCUUACAGCUAUAAUCCAAAGAGUCAGGUUAAAGAGUAUCCCCAUGCAGUUGGACGAAAGACUGUCUUGAUUGCAGCUCUACAGGCCAGGAAUAACGCCCGCAUUGUCUUCAGUGGAUCUAUGUUCUUCUUUUCUGAUGACGCAUUCAACUCUCCAGUGGCUAAAGUGCAUGGUGAUAAAGUGAGUAGCAAUCUUUCCGGCAAUAAAGCUCUUGCUGUACACCUCAGUGAGUGGGCGUUUGGAGAACGGGGACGCUUACGUGUUAGACGUGUGCACCACAACAGAGAGGGUGAAAAUGAGUCCUCAAACACAUACACCAUUACUGAUACUGUUGUUUACAGAAUUGAAAUUGAAGAGCUGAAGAAUGGUAAAUGGCAACCAUUUGAUGCAAAUGAUGUUCAACUAGAGUUUGUCCGAAUUGAUCCAUUCAUCCGUACAACACUGAAGAAGAAACCUAAUGGAGUGUAUGAAGCUGUGUUCAAAGUGCCAGAUGUGUGGGGAGUGUAUCAAUUCAAAGUGGACUAUGAUAGAAUUGGAUAUACGCGGCUUUAUCAUACCACACAGGUAUCUGUGCGCCCUCUGCAGCAUACUCAAUAUGAGCGCUUCAUUCCUAGUGCUUACCCAUAUUAUGUCAGUGCAUUUUCCAUGAUGGUUGGCGUAUUUCUAUUUUCAAUUGUGUUCCUUUACUACAAGGAGGAUACUCCUAAGACCAAGAAUGAAUAAACGCCACAAGUUAUUGUUUUAGUAACUAGAUUUAGAUUGCUUGAUUCU
This is a messenger RNA of Papilio machaon (common yellow swallowtail), 1413 nucleotides long. RefSeq names its product dolichyl-diphosphooligosaccharide--protein glycosyltransferase 48 kDa subunit (gene Ost48). The record is from RefSeq and is a predicted model, not a curated record. Lineage: Eukaryota; Metazoa; Arthropoda; Insecta; Lepidoptera; Papilionidae. Gene Ontology annotation, cellular component: oligosaccharyltransferase complex; endoplasmic reticulum membrane. Bases 58 to 1365 code for a protein of 435 amino acids. The transcript has 7 exons.